GUUUGCCAAAAAUGCAACGGUUACCGGUUCGUGUUUAUUGAGUGAAGCUGGAAAGGUGAGACAGAGAAAUAGGUGAAAAUUUGGAAGAAUAAAGGAUGAUUUUAUCAAAAUAAACCUCCAGUCACGGUAUUACAAGCGUGUCUUUCUCUGAUGAACAACAUGGGAAGUUUGCCAGACGUAACCGAGCUGAGAACCAGACUGGAGAACACUCUACUGUCCUACCACAGUCUGGGAGAGGAGGAGUGGAGGGUGGCAAAGAAAUCGAAAGACGUCACAGUGUGGAGGAAACCGUCAGUGGAGUUUAAUGGCUUCCUGUAUAAAGCUCAGGGGCUCGUUAUGGAGAAUCCGCAGCGGAUCGUAGAUUAUAUUCGGCCGGGACCCUACAGGUUGGAGUGGGACAGUCUGAUGACUUCAAUGGACAUUGUAGAAACACUGGACAAGGCGUGUUGUGUGAUGCAGUACACGACUGCAGGACAGCUGUGGAACAUCAUCUCCCCCCGCGAGUUUGUGGAUUUUUCCUACACCACGGAGUACCAGAACGGCCUUCUGUCCUGUGGUGUGAGUGUGCAGUAUGAAGAGCAGAAGCAGAGCUGUGUUCGUGGGUUUAAUCACCCGUGUGGUUGGUUCUGUGUUCCUGUGGAUGAAUCUCAGAGUCUCCUGACCGGCUACAUUCAGACUGACCUCAGGGGGUUGAUACCUCAGACUGCUGUGGACACCGCUAUGGCCAGCUCACUCACCAACUUCUACACUGACCUCAGAACAGCACUAAAAACAUAACAUACACACUCACCACCUUCUACCCUGACCUCAGAACAGUUACGUUAUUUAAAAAUUAGAAAUACAUUAUGUAAGUAAUUACAAAAAUACAGUUAUUCAGUUAAAAAAUACUUAAGUAAAAAAA
Colossoma macropomum (tambaqui) is the source of this 901-nucleotide messenger RNA. It is a transcript of the gene stard4, whose product is annotated as StAR-related lipid transfer (START) domain containing 4. Gene Ontology annotation, cellular component: endoplasmic reticulum; cytosol. Gene Ontology annotation, molecular function: cholesterol transfer activity; cholesterol binding. NCBI's taxonomy places the organism in Eukaryota, Metazoa, Chordata, Actinopteri, Characiformes, Serrasalmidae. The transcript has 6 exons. Gene Ontology annotation, biological process: cholesterol transport involved in cholesterol storage; intracellular cholesterol transport; cholesterol import. The record is from RefSeq and is a predicted model, not a curated record. Bases 151 to 777 code for a protein of 208 amino acids.